Messenger RNA from Stegodyphus dumicola, 579 nucleotides. Its product is annotated as histone-lysine N-methyltransferase SETMAR-like. Gene Ontology annotation, molecular function: nucleic acid binding. NCBI's taxonomy places the organism in Eukaryota, Metazoa, Arthropoda, Arachnida, Araneae, Eresidae. The record is from RefSeq and is a predicted model, not a curated record.
AUGUGCAAGAUUUGUUCCAGAUUCUUUCGUCACCAUUUAAGGGAUGAACAAAAGCAAUUGAGACUGGACGCAUGUGGCGAACUUAUCGACAACGCUCAUGCUGACCCUGCAUUCCUGGACAGGAUAGUCACAGGAGACGAGUCUUGGUGUUAUCAAUAUCACUCUGAAAUCAAGCUUCAAAGCUCCAAAUGGCGAUCUCCAAGUUCACCAAGGCAGAAAAAAUUCCGAUUUGAAAAGUCCAAAAUCAAGGUCAUGUUAAUCGCUUUCUUCGAUUGCGUUGGACUCGUUCAUCAUGAAUUUCUUCCUCCUAACAUGACUAUCAAUGGACAGUUCUACACAGAAGUUCUUGACCGACUUCAAAAACAAAUUUGUAGAGUGAGGCCUCAUUUUCAACAAAAUGGGAGUUGGCUGCUGCUACAUGACAAUGCCCGCCCACACAAUGCAUUGCCUGUGAGGCGAUUCUUAGCCCAGCAUGGUGUCAUUGAAAUGCAGCAUUCACCAUACUCUCCAGACCUAGCACCCGCAGACUUUUUCCCGUUUCCUAAGCUGAAAAAUUCGCUGAAGGGAACAAGAUUUUAG